Messenger RNA from Branchiostoma belcheri (Belcher's lancelet), 4341 nucleotides. RefSeq lists its product as uncharacterized. Gene Ontology annotation, molecular function: zinc ion binding; RNA nuclease activity; nucleic acid binding. Bases 186 to 2327 code for a protein of 713 amino acids. Lineage: Eukaryota; Metazoa; Chordata; Leptocardii; Amphioxiformes; Branchiostomatidae. The transcript has 7 exons. The record is from RefSeq and is a predicted model, not a curated record.
UUAAACUUACUUCGCGUUGAUACAUGUAGUCGCCUUUACGCAUCACAUUGUUGCCGGAGGUAACGAUGAUUGCACAAGUCUGAUGCAACAAUUCAACUUCAAUUAUAUGUGUCAAAGUAGCAAGCGAUUAUUCUGUUGGCAGCAGUGAAUCAAGACGAAGAGUCCGGACUGACACUUAAAUCAACAUGGCAGCUAAGGACAAGCUACCUGCAUAUGAAAUGCAAAUGAGUUUGGAGCUGGGGUACAAGAAUCCCAGCGCUGUGACGUCCAAGGCGGCAAGGCUUGAUAAAAGGCUUCAACAGGCCAACAAAAUCUUGGCAAAUCUCUUACAAGACGCCGAGAUUUGCCAGUCGGUAACAGAAGUCUUCCAAGACUUUGGUGCUCGACUGGGUGAAAUGCACGACAGCGGCUGCAGCCGCGUCGUACAUUUCGUCGAUCGCGACGACCUUGUCGGUUUUCAGUGCAUGUAUCAGAAAGGGCUGCCAAAACAACUAGGCAAAACCCUGAUCACCCCUGAAAUCUCUUCAGCGGUCAAUGGCGAAGAAUUGGUACUGAUCAUCACAGUCAAGGAGGAGGACUUCGACAAAGGAAUGACGUUCUUCGAUCAUACGAAUGGUGGCUUUACACUGGACAGCAGCAGUAAUAUUGGAGAAACUCCAAGUACUUCGGGGAAGCAAGAUGACAGCAGCUCACACCAAUUCACCGCCACAUCUUUUGACGAUUCUUCUGACUCCGAGGGUGAAACUGAUGCUGUUGACGGCGACGAAACAGUGCAACAGAAGAUACAGUGCGAUAACUGUGAAAGGAUCACUCGCACAUCACGUCCUCUUCGCUGCAUUGUGGGGCAUUUCAUCUGCAAGAGAUGCUUCCUGCAGUACUACAAAAAGACAAACGAGAACGACCGAUGUCCAGCCCUAGCCUGCAGGCAACCAUUGUCAGCAACGUCCAGAACAUCUGACCAUUCGGCCACCGAGGAUGUGUGGAUCUUUGUCGAUGAUUCUAAUAUUUGGGUAGAGGGUAAAAAAGUGGCUGGCAGGGCUCGUAAUUUUCCUAGGGUAGUUGAGGACCCCAGGGUUCGUAUAGAUACCGGAAAACUUGCCGACCUCAUUGCCGAAGACCGCCAUGUCGUUAUGGGUACCCUGUAUGGAUCAGAGCCCCCUAAGAUAGAUUCAGUUUGGCGCAAAAUCCGCGAAAGGGGGUGGCGGGUUCCACAACCAAAGAGGAAAAGCCGCAUCACGGGAAGAGAAAAGGAGGUAGAUGCCCAACUGGUCGCCGACGUUACCAGCCUGGCUUGUGAAACGCCCGAGACAAAACGUGGCAUCAUCAGCCUGGUUACCGGUGACGCGGACAUGAUGCCAGUCCUGCAGAAGAUUUUGGAAAAGCCACCAUGGAUUGCAGAGAUCUGGAUGUGGGAGCAUGCCAUCUCAAAGAAGCUCAAGGACCUUCCCAAAAUCUACCCAGGAAGAGUCAGAGUAGAAUUCCUCGACCAGUAUCUCCAGCGCUUAACCUACACCAAUUACAUCUUCACCAUUAAGGAGAUGCCAAGGAUCAAGAAGUUACUCAUCACGCAGGCAGUAGUACUGACGGAAGUGGAACGGAUGUUUUUGCACAAGAACGAGAAAUGGGUCAAGCAAGUAGAGCAGUCGUGUGGAUGGCCAUUUCAGUACAACUGGCUUUGUGAAAACGAGGAUUUCACCCAUGAUCUACUUCUUGUGUUCCUUCGAGCCAAGAAUCAAAGCGGCGAAGUCAGCUACCCUGAUCUGGCACAUGUCAUGGAGGUCUUAGAGUCUAGGCCUGACCUCACCCGAGAUGCUGCAAAGAUUCUCACCUACCAGGCCUAUCGCGGUCAGGUACCACAGGCAAACCAGAUUCGUCUGUCCAACCGCUUCAGCACGUUAGAUGGUAUGUGUGAUUCCCUGGACAAACUUUCGCAUGACGAUGAUGAAGACCAUUCAGACUUACUUGAGAUCCAAGAAUCCGACAAUCCGACAACUGAAGGAACAGGAGAAGCAGCUGAAGGGCACGAGCUGCCAUGGCAUCUGCAAAUGACAACACCAAAUCUGCCACAAGCUAAAUACUCCCAAUACUGCUCCCGUAAAUUCAACUGCAUACACGGGAAGAAGUGCCACUACAGCCACACACCUGAUGAGAUGUCAUUCUUCAAGCAGAGACCAAUAGGCGCCCAGUACUACAAGACCAGGGCCUGCAACCGCUGGCCCAACUGCAACAGUAGGGAUCACGACUGCAAUUUUGCACACGGUGCGAAAGAUGCGUGCUGCCUUAAAUGUAACUCCAGGGGUCAUUUUACUGACGACUGUCCGAAGUAGCUGUAAUACGAUGGUUGGAAACUACGUAUACUCUGCAAGCAGAGGUUGGAUGCGAAGACUGUCUUUGAAGAAGAGGCUGCAAAAGCCGCCACCGUCUCUCUCUACCAUUUGUCUAACCAUCCCAUACCGUAAAAUUUAACGUAAUCAUAGGCCGUAAUUUUUUUUUGCUCAAUUCAACGUAAUCUCUCCGGGGAUCCAGCAACAGCUCAGCUUCAAAGUUGAAAUGUUCCCAUCUGUUUAGAAAGGUCACUUUGGCAUUUGACAAACGCAGUUAAGAAAGAUACCAGCCCUUGCCACAUAGAAGGUCUCAAAGCAUUUCACGGAUGUUGAAAUGGUCAUAUUAGAGUUGCUAUUAGAUACAGAGACAUACAAUGUGAUUGUUAGAGAUGCUAUUGUGUCAAAAUCAAGAACUUACCACAAACUCAACCAAAAUUGUUUACAAUGUAAAAUAUAGUUUAUUUGCUCCUGAAUUCUUGGGUUGGAAUUGUUUUACGAUCACCUGCCAGCCACUUUACUACAUUGUACCAACUGUUGAUAUAGAUGUUACCACAUAUAGUAUGAGGUGUAUGGGAAAUGGGAUAAGGUGGAGGUGAAUAUCACAAUAUCCUUGUAUUUUAUUACAUAUAAGAAUUCAUAAUUUGUAUAUUAUCUUAAUCAGGAUUAUAGCAUCUAAUUACUUGAAAAAUUGUUCAGAUAGAAACACAUGUAUUGUGUAUAUUACUAUUUCAACUUUGGAGUUUCCUAAGCAAGACUACAUCAAGGAAUUCGAAGUUGAUAUCCAUAUGCCAUGCUCAAAUUGAUUGCAGCCUGUGUUAGCAUACAUGAGUAUGUGUACUUAUAUCUACCCUGGGGUGUGAUCAAUGCAAAUACAGAUAGGAAGGAAACAAUAAGUAUUACUUAGUACUGUGUCAAAUAAAUUCUUGUAACAGUCUAUCUUUUCAUCUUCAAUUUACAUUUUUUGAGCCCUCUUAUGUUUUAGUAUUGGAAUGUCUAUUUUUCCAGGUGUGGCCUUACAUAGAGUUCAAGAAAGAUACAUGACUGUAGUCUGUAUACAUACAUGUAUAGAUAAUACUAAAAAAAACCUUCAAAUAUACUAUGUAAAGAUGAUGGAUGAUGAAAUGAAUAUUUUUAAUAGUUUUUACAUUAAACGAAAUCUAACUGUAUAAAUGAUUAAAAGGGAUUAUUCAAUGGACUAGAUUGGCCUUUCACACUAUUCAUGCUGUUCCUACAGAAUUUUUUGAAAUUCAAAUUUGUCCUCAAAUGUAAAUAAAACUGUCUCACUACGUUAUAACAGGAAAUUAUGAUAGAACGUACAAUUUGUAUUGAUUCUUCUGUAUAUUGACCAUUAUCAAGUAAGCUUUCGUCUUUUUGUACUGAAAACGGUAACUGAAUGAAAUUCACGUGAUUUGACUGAUUGGCUUAUGCACUCUCUGUAAUACACAUAGAACCAUAGCACCACCUUUUUAAGUACUACUAUUAGUAGUGUAAAGUGAAACCUCUUUGUGCUAACCCUGAUAAAGACAUAGUUUGCAAAGUUUUGUUGAUAUUAGUUAUGCUAGAAAUUUAUCUGUUAUGAUAAACUUAGACAAAGUUCUUUAUCCUUGCUGAGCCAUGGUGUCUUUCCACAAGAGAAGUUAAAUCAUUAAAGAUGACUUGCUUUGUUUCAAGUACCUGACAAUGUGUGAGUUUAAAGUCUUAAAUGUUGACCAAGUUUUGUGCCCCACAUACUGUUUCAGAUUAGGUACAAAAUGAUACGUUGACAAAUGUGAUGAAAGCACUUCACAGUUACAAGGCAAUCUACUAUAGGCCAAUGACAAUGUUGAAGAUGCUACAGUACAAUGUGUAAACAGAUCAUGGUAAGACAAAAUUUUUCACCAGGGAAUGUUUUCAUGGCAUGUUUCUUGCAUUUGUGUGUGUGUUUUACAUCUGUGGGAAAAUAAAAUCUUGACAGGCUACUGUGGGGUUUGAAGCAUUUAAAAUGAAUUUGUGUAUAACAGAAGAGACUGUAAAAUGG